Messenger RNA from Sitophilus oryzae (rice weevil), 732 nucleotides. Its product is annotated as E3 ubiquitin-protein ligase PPP1R11-like. The transcript is spliced from 4 exons. Gene Ontology annotation, cellular component: nucleus. Lineage: Eukaryota; Metazoa; Arthropoda; Insecta; Coleoptera; Curculionidae. The record is from RefSeq and is a predicted model, not a curated record. Gene Ontology annotation, molecular function: protein phosphatase 1 binding; protein serine/threonine phosphatase inhibitor activity. Bases 179 to 586 code for a protein of 135 amino acids.
GAUCAUAUGUUUUGUGUCAGUGUCACUUUCUUAAAUGUCAAUAAACGUUUGUUUUGAACGUUUUGAACCUAAAAAUCAGUAUUAAAAAUUACAUAUCUAAUAUAACUAGGAAGAUAAAUAAAUUACUUAAAAUCUAAAUUAUUAAUUUUAUAUAAGCUAAAAAAAUACUUUAAACAUUAUGUCUGACUCAGUACCAUCUCCACAACACCCAGAAACUUCUACUUCGACUGUGACCUUGGUUGAAACCGCUGAUGAACAGGAUCAUUCUGUUCCACGAGUUACAGUGAAAUUAAAAAAACCCAAAGUAAAUAGAAAAGUACAGUGGAGUACAGAAACAGUAGAUAAUGAAAAUUUAGGAAAGAAAAAAUCGAAAUGUUGUUGCAUUUACAAGAAACCGCUGAAAUUUGGUGAAAGCUCAUCUUCGGACUCCUCAGAUGACGAGUGUGAACAUUGUCAAGGCCACGUCGAAAAGAAAAAAAGUGACAGUACAACAACCAAGCAUGAAGAUUCCAGUGUGACAGAAACUGUUAGUAGGGAUUUACCAGUUCCAUGUUCAGGAGAGCCAGGACAGGCUUCAAUAGAGUAGAUAUCACAAGAUCGCCAAAUUUUUAUGUGAAAAUCGUCAGAUGUGGUGACCAGCAUUUCCGGAUCUUUGGGAUUGAACGCGACGGAAUUUACGACGUCUUGAUGGGGGAACUUGGCUAAACAAACUCCAUAAUGGCGGUCCCAGAG